Debaryomyces fabryi is the source of this 1905-nucleotide messenger RNA. RefSeq lists its product as uncharacterized. Lineage: Eukaryota; Fungi; Ascomycota; Pichiomycetes; Serinales; Debaryomycetaceae. The record is from RefSeq and is a predicted model, not a curated record. The transcript has a single exon. Bases 1 to 1905 code for a protein of 634 amino acids. Gene Ontology annotation, cellular component: mitochondrion.
AUGCUUAAAUUAACUUCCAGAGUGGGUCCAAAGAGACUCUCAUGUGGAUUAAAAUCAUCUACUUUAAAAGUGAGUCCAACAUUGCUUUCUAAAAAGUUUCAAUCUACGCUCAACUCUAAACCUAAUGAGGUGUACACCAAGCUUUCUGAUUCCGAAGAUCCAAAAAGACACCAGUUUUUCCAAUAUACGUGGGGUUCGUGGAUGAAAAAUGAUCAAUCAGAAAAAUCUAAAAGAGAAACCAAAUUUUCUAUUGAAGGUAUAACAAAAUUAUUGCAAGACUUGAAUGUCGAACUGAAAAAUCCAAGAAACAUUGACAAGAGUGGCCAACCUUUUGUCAAAGCUCCCAGUCAAAUAAAAGAUGGAUCAUAUGUAUUGACUCAAAACUUAACUUCAAACUUAAUCGGUAAGGAUGACUCAUUAUUGGUUAAAUCCAUUGUUAGUAUCCAUGAAGGUAAGCAUAACAGAAUCUAUAAAGUUACGUUAUCCACUGGAAAGGAAUUAGUGUUGAGAAUUCCAUAUAAGUUAGAAUCCGAAUACUCAAUUUCACAAAAGAUUAAAAGUGAGGUUGCAACUAUGGAUUUCUUAAAUUUAAAAUUGGGUGCAAAUGUUCCUAAGGUUGUUGCUUAUGGCGCUAACAAAGUGAAUUCCUUACAAAGUCCAUUUAUUUUAAUGGAGUUUAUUGAAGGUGAUUUAUUGAUGAAAAACUGGGACCCAUUAGUAGCUGAUGAAACAGAAGGAUCUCAAGAAAAAUUGAAAUCCGUUAUUGAACCAAUUGCCGCAUUCCAAGAGAAGCUACUUUCAAUCACAUUCAAUAAAUUCGGAUCAUUGUACUUUAAUGACGAUGUAAGCGUUUCUGAUCAAUCUACGUUACCAUACAACGGUGAGGAAAAUCCAUUACUCACAAAGAGAUGGAGAAUUGGACCAAGUGUUGAAAAAUCGUUUUCAAAAAAUAAGAAUCAAUUAUCUGAAAAGGAAAUUAAUCAAUAUAAUAAGUCUAUUGAUUCUGAUAAGCCAUUGGAAACUAUCUCAUCUGUUGCAGGAAUUGAAUUAGAAAAUCUAAGAAAUAGAUUAGCUUUGGCACAAGCAGAUUCAGCUAGUAAAGUUGAAGAUGUCGAUUUAAUUCAGAAAAUGAUCAGUACCUUUGAACAUUUGAAUACAAUGAGUUCAAAAUUAUUCAACCCUAAAUCUAAAUCUCUUAUGAAUGCUGAAGAAUUAUUUAAACCAAGAUUAUACUGUCCAGAUUUGGAUCCGUUGAAUGUGAUACUUAAUUCCAAUAAGAAUAACGAGCCAUAUUUCGUUGACUUUGAAUACACCUCCAUCAAGCCAUUUAUUUUAUCUAGUUACCCAGCAUUUGUCGGUUACCAGGGUGCUAAGAUCUAUAAUUUGGAAGAAGAUAUUCCAGGUUACAAGGAAAUGGAUGAAGUUGAAAAGCAGCAAUACCAAUUUAUGUAUUAUAAGACCAGAAAUGAAAGAUUAUGGGAGCUUGAAUUGAACUCAAGAAGACAUGAUUUGAUUGCCGUCGCUUCUCCACACGUUAAAGUUUUAAAGAGCCCUUACGUCCAAGCCUUGGAUUUCAAGAAUGAUAAAGAUUACUUGUAUAUCGAAGGCUCUAUUGUCCAAUUACAAGCAAUGUGGGAAGCGUACGUUGCUAAUGAAUUGUGCAAUGCUACUGAAACCAAAUUUCCAAUCGACUUCACAGCCGAAUACUUAGAUGAACACCAAAAGGACAUAGAAAAUUAUCAAAUGGAAAUUGUGUCCACUCCAUUUGCUGCUACUGGUGGAUGGGUUCCUCAAGAUAUGUUCGAUAGCUUGGCAGAACAAGGAAUAAUUGUUAAAACUGAGGAUGGUGAUUUCAAAGUGGAAACAGAAAAUGUUUUGAAGGAAUCUGAACAAGAAUCCUCAUAG